UUGAAAAUCAAUAUCGGUGUUUGUUUGUUUGUGUGAACUGUGAUCAAAUUUUGAAUCUUUUUUUCAAUUAAUCAAUCAAUCAAUCAAAAAAAAAGAACUAAAUUAUUGUGCAAUCAUUAUUCUUUAAUUAUUCAAAUUAAUUAAUUGACGACGAAGAAGAAGAAAAGAAAAGAAAAUUCACUAAUCAAAGUCUAUUUCAAACAAAAUCAAUCAUCAAUGGUCAAUCCAAGCGUUAAAAAUUUAACUAAACAAUCUUCAUUGAAUCGUCAUUCAAAUAAUCAUUAUUAUCAUAAACAACAACAACAACAACAACAAUCAUUGACAAUGUCGACAAAAGCAAAACAUUUUUCCAUUGAUUCAUUAAUCAGUAAUAAAGAUGCUGAUUUAAAUAAAGAUAAUUCAACAACAUCGGAUACAAUGACAAAUAUCAGACGUCAAAUAAAUAAUUCAUCACGUUAUAAUGAUCAUAAUCAAACAUUAUUCAAUGGUCAUAAUCAUCAUCAAUGGAUUGAUAAUAAUACAUCCAAUAAUACAAUUAAUCAACGUAAACGUUCCAUUGAUUUUGAACAAAAAUAUCGUCCAACAAAAACAUUGAAAUCAACAAUGACGAAACGUUUGAUUGAUGAUUAUCAUCAACAUAAUAUUAAUAUUGAAGAUAAUGACGAUGAUGAUGAUGAUGAUGAUGAUGAAGAAAUCAAUGUUGAUGAUGUUGUUGAUAUUGAAUCUAAUGGUUCAAGUCAUGAUGAUGAAUGUGUUUCAUGUAAAUCAGAUCCAAAUAGUGAUCAACCAAUUAGUCCAAAUUUGGCUGCUACAUAUCCAUAUGAUCCUUCAUCAUUAUUACCAUCAAUUGGAUUAAAAGGCACAAUUCCUGCUGAUAUGAAUCCAUUUUUUAAUCCAGCACAUUUUAAUCUAAAUCUUCUUCGUGCUGGUAGUCUACCUACUACACAUUUAUCUCAACUUCAUCCAAGUCUAGCACUUCAACAACGUUUGAAUGCUGAAUUUAAUAAUUCAUUUGCUGAUCUCGCUAAAUUUGCCAAGAUAUCACCUUCAGGUUUACCGACAUCAAAUCAACAACAACCGCCGCCACCACCACCAUUGUCACUACCAUCUUUACCUGUCACAUCACAAACAUCACCUUCAUCAAAAAAUUCAAAAAAUUUUUCAAAAUCAGCAUUUUCAUUUGUAAAUAAUUCAUCAGAUAAUAAUGAUAAUUAUCAUGAAAAUCAAACAACAAGACCGGGUCCAAAAUCGGGUAAUCGUUAUUCAUCAAACAAUAAAGAAUCUAAAUAUUUAUCAAAUAGUCAUCAUCGUGAUAAAGAAUCAUCAUCAAAAGUAUCAAAUAAUCAAUAUUCAUCAUCAUCAUCAUCAACAACAUCAUCAAAUCAUCAUGGUAAAAGUGGUAAAAAUAAUUCAAAUGAUUCAAAAAAUAAUAAUGCAAAUAGUAAACCAGAACUUAAUCCAGCUUGUUUACCACGUUGUAAUUGUGAAGAAUUAAUGAAAAUUGAUGCAAAAUUAGAAACAAAAGAAUUAUGGGAAAAAUUUCAUGAAUUAGGUACCGAAAUGAUUAUCACUAAAACUGGUCGAAGAAUGUUUCCAACUUGUCGAGUAUCAUUUCAUAAUACUGAUCCAAUGGCAAGAUAUGCUGUAUUAAUGGAUAUUUUACCGGUUGAUAAUAAACGUUAUCGUUAUGCAUAUCAUCGUAGUUCAUGGUUAGUUGCUGGUAAAGCUGAUGCACCAUCACCAAUUCGUCUUUAUCUUCAUCCAGAUUCACCAUUUACUGGUGAACAAUUACGUAAACAAAUUGUUUCAUUUGAAAAAACUAAAUUAACCAAUAAUGAAAUGGAUAAAAAUGGACAUAUUGUACUGAAUUCAAUGCAUAAAUAUCAACCACGAAUUCAUUUGAUCAAACUUCGUUUAGAUCAACUAACACAUCAUAGUAGCCAAUUGAUGAUUAAUAAUCUGGAAAAUGAACAAUUUCGUACAUAUAUUUUUCCUGAAACAGUUUUCACUGCUGUUACCGCAUAUCAAAAUCAAUUGAUUACCAAAUUGAAAAUUGAUUCAAAUCCAUUUGCCAAAGGUUUUCGUGAUUCCAGUCGGCUUACCGAUCUGGAAAGUGAAUCUGUCGAAACAUUAUUACGGGAACAUGCAUUUCGACAUUCACCAUUUCGUGCAUUUUUCGGUUCAGAUCUAUCUCCACAUGAUCAACAAGCAUUGGCAAAUGCUGCUGCAUUAGGACGAUUACCAUGUGGUCAAGAUUUUUUGGCUUUAAUGGCUUCACAAGCUGCUGCACUUGCAUCAUCAGCAUGGAAAUUUAGUCCAAAUGGUCAGACAUCUACUUCAACAUCGGCAUCAACACAACCUCCAUCAUCAUCUUCGCAAUUACCACCUCCACCACCACCAACAACAACAACAACAACAUCAUCCUCAUUAUCCACAUCUUCUAUUCAAAAUCAAAAUCAUUCACCUGGCAACAAUUCACCAAAUACGGAUGUUUCACCAAAUUCAUCUUCUUAUUCUUCAGCUAUGAUGCCAGGAUCAGCAGCUGAAUUUUCUUCAAUGAUGGCAGUUAAUCCUGCAUUAGCCAGUUUCUAUUUUGGAAAUAUUCCUCGUAAUUUUCUUUCUGGUCAAAAUAUGCUACAUCCUUCACAAAUGAUGAAUUCUACACAGCCAGAAUCGACAUCAUCCUCGACGGAAACAUCUAAAGUAAAUAAUUCUAAUGGUAAAUGUGGUAGUAAAGUCAGUGGUAAACAAUCAAAUGCCAAUGCUGCUUUGAAUUUAACCUGUACGGAUGGAAUUUCUUCGGCAAAUAAUCCAAAUAACAACAUCAAUUGUUCAAGUCCAUCACUAUCGAAUUCUUCGAAUGAAAGUUCUUCAAAUCUGAAUCACAAUGUACAAUCACAAGCAGCAGCUGCUGUUGCUGCUGCAUUCUAUACACAAUUUCCAAGAUUCUUUCGCUUGCCAACGGCACCAAUUACGCCACCAGGACCGAAUAUAAUAACGACUACGCCUUCACCGCCGCAUCAUCAAACUCCAGUGUCGAAUACAAAUGCGACAAAUCGAUUAUCACCGGUUCAAGCUCCUAAAACAUCAUUUUCAUCACCUUUAUCGUCUCCAGCGGCACAAUUACCACCCCCACCGCCACCAUUUACAUCAUCGCAAUCUGAUAUGAAAUCAAAUUCAUUUACAGAUUGUCAUAACCGAUCAUGCCCAAAUACACCGCCAUCACCAUCAUCUCCAACAUUAUCGAUGUCACCGAUUUCGGAUCUAUCGAAUUCCAGUCGUUUGACUAAUGAUAAAACAACAAGUAUAUCUACUUGAUUAUCUAAUUGAUUUAUUCUCAUACACACAUUUAAAGAUAAUUAUUUGUAAAUGACUAUUUAGUAAUUAUUAUUGAUGCAUACAUAUCUCCUCCCUGAAAAAAAUAUUAGUCAAAUUUCACUUAUCGAUGUUUUCUUUCUCAUUUCA
Dermatophagoides pteronyssinus (European house dust mite) is the source of this 3465-nucleotide messenger RNA. RefSeq lists its product as uncharacterized. The record is from RefSeq and is a predicted model, not a curated record. NCBI's taxonomy places the organism in Eukaryota, Metazoa, Arthropoda, Arachnida, Sarcoptiformes, Pyroglyphidae. Gene Ontology annotation, cellular component: nucleus; chromatin. Gene Ontology annotation, molecular function: DNA-binding transcription factor activity, RNA polymerase II-specific; RNA polymerase II cis-regulatory region sequence-specific DNA binding. Gene Ontology annotation, biological process: heart development; positive regulation of DNA-templated transcription; regulation of transcription by RNA polymerase II.